Molecule: messenger RNA, 1900 nt
Organism: Lotus japonicus
Lineage: Eukaryota; Viridiplantae; Streptophyta; Magnoliopsida; Fabales; Fabaceae
Product: probable polygalacturonase At1g80170
Exons: 9
Coding region: 224-1675 (483 amino acids)
Biological process (GO): carbohydrate metabolic process
Molecular function (GO): polygalacturonase activity
Source: RefSeq, a predicted model, not a curated record
UUACUAGCUACGUGAUAUAGUGUCAUGGUUAACUCAACUCAUCCUUUAAUUAUGAGGCUAAACAUUUGAUUAUUGCCCAGUAGAAUAUAACACAUUUUCUGGCCACAUCAAUUAAAUGCGAGUAUUUGUGGCUAGAUGAUUAAUCACUACAAUAGAUUUCGUAGGCUAAAAAAAAGAUGACAUAUUGUUGCAUAAUUUUCAUGAGUUUAGUGUUUUUUUUUAUAUGCAACCAAACCAACCGUUCCUAGCUAACAGCAAGCCACUAGCUGAACCGACAAAUACGUGUAAGAAUCUAUUGGUAUCAUCAGCAAUGGUCUGUCUGACAAGAAUGAAGAACCUCGGACAUUGUUCUUCUCCAAGAUUUAUCCUGUUCUUCAUUCAUAUAAAUAUACUUGUUGUGACUCCUUUUCUCACCCAUGUUCAAGGGUUUGACUCUGUUAUCCAGCUCCCACAUUCUGGGUUAACCCGAACCCGAAGCAGAUCCAAGCGUGUUCUCUCUGUCGGUGAUUAUGGUGCCAAAGGGGAUGGCUUGCAUAAUGACACCGAGGCCUUCCUAGAGGCUUGGAACAUCGCUUGCUCUCUCUCUGGAUUUGUAAAUGUUGUUUUUCCCUAUGGAAAAACUUUUCUUGUACAUCCAAUUAACAUUGGUGGACCUUGUCGAUCUAAGAUCACUUUGAGGAUCUCUGGUACAAUAGUUGCACCCAAGGAUCCUGAAGCGUGGCAUGGUUUGAGUCAGCGCAAAUGGCUCUACUUCUAUGGUGUUAAUCACCUUACUUUAGAAGGUGGAGGGAAGAUAAAUGGAAUGGGACAGGAGUGGUGGGCAAGAUCUUGCAAGAGAAACUCCACAAAUCCAUGUCAUCCUGCUCCAACGGCCCUGACUUUUCAUAGAUGCAAGAAUCUGAAAAUGAGAAACCUUAUGGUGCUAAAUAGCCAACAAAUGCACUUGGCAUUCACUAGCUGUAUGCGGGUUGUUGCAUCCCAUCUCAAAGUGUUAGCACCUGCUUUCAGCCCUAAUACUGAUGGAAUCCACAUUAGUGCAACAAAGGGUGUUGAGGUCAGCAAUUGUGUAAUUAGAACAGGUGAUGACUGCAUCUCAAUUGUCAGAAAUUCAUCACGGGUCUGGAUCAGAAACAUUUCCUGUGGUCCAGGACAUGGCAUAAGCAUUGGUAGCUUGGGAAAAUCAAAGGCAUGGGAGAAGGUGCAAGAUAUAAAUGUUAAUGGAGCUUAUCUUUUCAACACUGAUAAUGGGUUGAGAAUCAAAACAUGGCAGGGUGGAGAUGGUCUUGCUUCCAAGAUCACAUUCCAGAAUAUCUUGAUGGAAAAUGUGUCCAAUCCAAUAAUAAUAGAUCAAUACUACUGUGAUUCCCGACAUCCAUGCAAGAAUCAGACUUCGGCGGUUCAAGUGAGGAAUAUAUCCUUCAUUGAUAUUCAAGGAACUUCAGCCACAGAAGAAGCAAUUAAAUUUGCUUGCAGUGAUGCCUCUCCAUGUGAAGGAUUAUAUCUGAAAAACAUUUUUCUUGAAUCAUGCUUCGGAGGAAACACAAGAUCUUACUGCUGGCAAGCUCAUGGUUUUGCUCGCGGUGUGAUGCAUCCAGCUGCCUGUUUUUCAAGCAGUGACGAUUUCAUUAGACAGAAUGUGUUGUUAGAUUCAGACCUUGCUAUUCAUUCGGUGUGAAUAAUUUGUGCAUGAUAUAACUAGUGCAUGAAUCCCUUUAAUAAUUAUUUUGCUUACUGAUUAAGGGGUAGGGAGAUAUGGUGGACACAUCCAUAUGAAUGCCUAAGUUAAUAUGAAAUUGUAUCCCUUAAUAACUAUUUUGCUUACUAGUUAAGGGGUAGGGAGAUGUGGUGAAACCAUCCAUAUGAAUGCAUAAGUUAAUAUGAAAUUGUCUACUCUUAUCUA